CCGUUGCGACGACAGGCACAGGCGCGCAACCUAGCGAUCGCACGAUCGGCACUCGAGAGCCCGAGGCGGACGGGAUUCCGUGGCGUGUCGUUGAUUUCAGUCAGUCGGCCACCGCGUACCGAGCGAGAAGUAUCGCAGCCGACGCCGUUAGUCCCCUUUCUCGAUGCUCUUCCGCUCGGCGGUCGCUGCUUUGUGACACCGUUUUGACGUUUGACGCCGGCGAUCAUCAUCCGAUUCCCCGCGAUUUCCUCGCUCGGCUGUUUGUUUUUACACCUGCCUAGAUACUUACUUUUGCCGUUACUUACGUACCGCGUUUCCUCUUCGUCCGCGCUGUGAUUGAUUUCUGUGCACCGCUACUGUGAUUUCAAGGAUACGGUGAUCGUUCCGCCUGACCGCUUGCCUCGUCGUCGGAUCGGUGCUGAUCACAUCCGACCACACAGUGUUCAAGAUCAUUGAUACGACGAUGGAUACGUAAACUGGGCUGCAAAUGCCGUUUAAAGAAUCGCACUGGAUGCGGUAGAGCUAGGAUGUCGUCGCAGUGUAACCACUUCGUGCAGAAUGCCUGGAAGAAGGAGCUCUGCUCGAAUUGCUUCAAACCCCGUGAGGAGCAUUCAGAAACCGUCGAGAACAACGCCAGGUUCAAAGGAAUAACGGUGACGACGAAGACGAUGAACGUCGAGGCGAUGCCGCAGGGGAUCCUCAAGGGAAAGACUUCUUCCAGGGGGAAGAAGCAAGUCGCGUUUCCCGAUUCGUUUACGGAGGUGAUCGGGUACGGCGGUGACGAUUUCUCGGACUCGGAGGAGUUCGAGAUGAGCGAGUCUUCGCUGGGCUUGGAAGACGACCUUCCCGACGGCGAGGAGGAGCGAGCACUCUGCAACCUGACAAGGGCCAACACGAGCUUCAACACGGUCACCGCGAAUCUAUCCUCGAGCGGUACUCCAGACGCCAAGAAGUCUUUCGCCUCGUUGAUGCUGGGCAAACCGCGUAAGGACUCGGACGGCAAAAAGAAGACCCUGCUCGUCUCGGUGACGCCCUUUGGCGCCGGGGACGCGAUUGUACCGACGGCGAAACGGCCCGCCGAACGUAAAGCUGCCAACUUCUCGACGAGCAGACAUAUCGGCGAGAUCGCCGAUGCCAAGUCGGAGGUCACCCUGAAGUCGGUGAACAGCAUAGCCGAGGACAAGAUCGUCCGGGAUAGAAACGAGAAGGAGGCGACGACCGUUCAGCUCGAGAAGAACGGCUCCGCCCUCGAGAAGAUCGUCGACAUGCCUCUGAUCACGUCGAGCAAUCUUAUUUCCGUUAUACAGAAGAGUGACUCGCUCCAGACCGUCGAGGGCUCGACGAUUGCCGGGAGAACGGUGAGCAGCGAUCAGGCCUUCCAGAAGUCGGGCUUCGUCGCCAAGCCAAGCGCCGAUCGGAAGACCGGCAUCACGAGGACCCCCGCUAUAAAGAAGCAGAAGGACGCCGACAAGCCGGUCAAGCUCGCGACCCAGGGUAGCUACAAGCAGACCCUGAACUCGAAGAACGAGUACAUCGCGAGGACGAGUGCGGCGAGGGAGAACGAGAGCCACGCGAGGAUCGAGGAUCGGGAUGGUGAACCGGAGCCGAAGAAGACCUGGGGGAAGGACGUGAACACGAUGGAGGUACAGGCCGCGGAUGAGGAGGCUGGUGAGAACAAACCGGACGAAGCCGAGGCCCAGGGAUCCUUCGGGCCGAAGGUCAGCAGGGAGCUGGCCGGAGAACCGGACGGCAGAGCCGACGAGGAAGUCGUCGAACCACCAGCCUUGCCGCGGAGCCCGCCGCCGAUCGAGCCGCGGAAUUCGUCGUUCCUCCACAGCGUCGACGUGAAUAAGAAGUCGAAGCCCACGGUUCCCCAGAAGCCGUCUUUUCUGCCGCCGAAGGCACCGUCCGCGUUCAGGAACAGUUCUUGCGAAGCUUCGCGACCGGGGGCCAGAAGUUUUACCCUCAGGGGAACGCAGGAUCAGCAAAGUGUAGGCGAAGAGGAAGAGCCGACGGCGUUGAUCCCGGGAAGGGGGGAGGACACCGAGGAUGAAACGGGCCGCCCGACGCUCGCCGACGUUGACGGUGAUGCCGUAAGGUCGUCGAACAAACGACGGAUGGCCCCGAAACCACCGCCGCCGACUUACGCACCGACGUUCGACGAAGCCGGAAGUUCGCUUUUCGCGCGUAAUCCAGGCGCGGCUAAUCUAAAGUCCGACUCGCCGGUCGUCAGGGAAAAGGAGAAGCGGGAGAGGGCCUCUUCGUGCAGUCCGAAAUUCCGCAAGGACGCCACCGAGGAAGUCGCGGACACGCAGCCGAGCGAACAGUCGGGCUCGUCGGUCAUUGACGCGGACGCUCGCAGGAUGAUAUCCUUGUCUCAGGACAGCUUAGCCAAUAACGCCGAUAAAAUCGAGGAGAAGAAGAAGGCUCGGUCACGGUUCUCUCUCAAGAAGUUUCUCAGGAUGGGCUCGAAGAAGGACCAGGUCGACGGAACCCCCGGCUUCCCGCCGAGACUCGACGAUCCCCCAACUUCGCCUCAGCCAACGGCCAAACCUCGACUCGAAAUCAUACAUCCUCUGGAGCUCGACGGCGCCGCCGUUGAGGUUGUCAGUAGGGAACGCCUUCCCAGGAUCAGCAAGGACCAGAGAACCGACGAAUCCGGCGGCGAGACCGACCAGACCCAGCACCUCUCGUCGCUCUCUACCAGCCCCACUCAUCAUCAUCCCUUUGCGAGACCCGGGAAGCCGCCGCCACCUCCCAGGAAUCAGUCCCUCGACGAUUGGGCCCGAUUGGACCCGGCGAACAAGCCGGCACGGCCGCCACCACCGCGAACCGAGAUCAAAUCACCGAGUAAAUCGUGGCACCCACCGAAUCCUACGACGAGCCCCGACUCGAUCUACGCGAAUCUGGCAGCGGAGGAUGUUCCAGGUGAAGUACGGAGCGCCCUCGCCCCCUCAAAGCCUCAGAGGACGGCCAGCAUGAGGGACCAGGCGAUCUGCCAGCCCCCGGUGAAGAAGCGUCCCGCCGCGAUGCCUCCGAACCACGGGGACUACGAGCCUCUCGCCGGCCCUCGAUCAUCCACGACGGAGUCAUCGAAUCUGUCAAACGACAACCACGCGUACGAGUGCCUCUCCAGUUCUCCGGAGUGCGAUUCGUCCCUCGAUCUUCGACACGGAGCGGCGAGUCGUGAGGGAGCUUUUCAGGUGAACGGGAAGAGGAAGUCGGACAGCAGUGCUCUCGAUCCUGGAACCGACUUCGCCUACCACAAUCAGCCAUUCACCAGAUCGACGUCGCUGCCGUACUGCGGAAGCGAGACAGAGAGCGAGCUUUAUUCGCCGUACAGCUUUUGCACCGGGGACGAGGGCCCGGAGGACGACCAGGACUGGAAGAACGGUAAGGAAUGCGAGUCCAAGGUCGGAAGGCUGAGACAGCGGCGGGGAAGGAGCAUCGUUCAUCGAAGUCUCGAGGACAACUACGGAGCCGUCAUUGUUGCGAACCACGAAGCUCUGGCUCAGGUGUUGGAGCAGCUGAAUCAAACAUCCGGAAUCCCACCCGCGUUAAGAGGUCUGAAAACGGCGAGUCUGCGGCUGUCGGAUUUCGUCCUGGAUCAGAAUUCGUCGCUGCCGUUAGGAAGGAGGGUGUUUUACUCGGCUUCGUGGAACGGCAACUCGGUUACGAUUUGCGUAGCGCUUGAUCUGACGCUGCACGUAUCGCGGAAGGAGUUCAAUCUCGUACCGAUAAUCGAGUUCACCGACACGAUACCGGAAUUUGUUGCCAAGAAAAUAGUAAAUCACGGCUGGAACGGCAACGUCGAGGCCACGAUCUCGGUGCUGCCCCAUCUUCAGGUCACAACGAUCGACUCCUUCGCCGGAUCCGUGAAAGACACGGGUGACGAAGGAUUCGUGAGAGAGGCGUCCUUCGUCCUUUUGCAGCUGGUGAACGCCUUCAAGAAUCUGCAAGCUCGGGGGGUGGAGGAGGCACCGAUAAACUUGAGUAACGCCGUCCUCUGUCGAGAAGCCAAGGACGCUUGCUACAGACUCUACCUCCUUCAAAGCCUAAGCUCGGACACCAAUGGGGAAUGGGAACAGGGGAAGGCCUCCUUGUGCAAGUGCGUUCUUCGGGCUCUUCGGGAGCUGAGGCUUUCCAAGAGGCUGCCAUUGGUUCAGGAGUUGUUGGAGCGGGAGAGAACCGCCAGUUUGUCUCAGGUGAAAUCCGUCCUCGAGUUCUCCCUCUGGGGUCCUGCCGACGUGACUCUCGGAGGGCCGAGAGACCGCGAAAUGACGUUGCAAAGGUGGCUCGACCUCGAACGAGCGACGGUGCUUCACGCCCUGGUCAAGGCGAGGGCACAGUUGGCCGUCACCGACGAGUAUCACCUAUUAUUCCUCGUUCGCACUAGCGCAAAGAUCAUGUGCGAGGCCUCGAUGCUUUUGGAUGCCCAGCUGCGGAAAUAAGUUGGCAGGGUUAUAGAGGGAGAGAAAAAUGAAAUUUACCAGUGUGACGUUACAUACAGAUUGAAGAAUGACACAAAUUUACACAUAGAUAUAGUAUAUAUUUAUAUUAUAAUAAUGCUCAAUUUUAUUAAGGGAACAAAAUCGUAUUGAUAGACUAUUUCGAAGAAUUUUAACGAACAAUAACCAAUUGAAUACUCGCCGUCGCGGUUCGGUUUAAAUCAAGUCUCUACCCGCGAAUCGCGCCGAUUCCGUAAUCUCUUUUGUAAUUUAGCUCAUGUUUCUUCUCGAAGAUUGUUCGUGAACUAUACGCGAAAAACAUGGGAGAAUAAUCUCGAAGUUGCUUUUAGUAUUCUUUAUCGUCUCGCAAUUUUUCGCUGAUUGUCUUGUCUUUCAUUCCCCCCUCGCCCCGUUUCUUCUUGAACCACUUUCACUAGUGAACAUUAUCCAACCUCCCAUCCUCAUUUCAUCACCUUCAUACUAUUUAUCUAAUUUACAUUUUUCAAGCCACGUACAUUACUUUUGUUUGUACAUAACGAUAACUUUCAUAGUACGUACUCGUACGUAAAUGUGCAUAUACCUGUGUAUUAAUACGAGAAGCAGCUGGAUAAGAAAUGAACUGUAAUCAAAAAUUGGUAGUGUUAGGAGGUAUACGAAAUGAAUUUUGUAUAUCAUAUUGCAGUUUGUACUAUUGAAUAAAUAACCCAAUGACGUUUAAUCACAAAGUCGUCGGAAUACCGUUCCGAUGAUGAACAAUAAUACAGAUAUGUUGCCGGGAUUCGGUGGAUCAGACGUUGCCUUCAUUGUAAUUUCAUUGGACAAUUUAAGUAAGUCAUUAAAUUUUGCAAAUAUUUUAUUUCAACAGUAAUGAGUGACAGACAUGAUCAAACAUUCGAUAGAUUAUUAUAAAAAUGCGUGAUUUCACCAGAAAUUCACUUAAACUAUCGUUGGCUUUUUUCUGAGCGACACCACCAUGCUAUGCGUCUUCAUCCGGUACGGGUCCUAGCUCUGGUACCUGCCAAAUUAUUCAUAAUCAUAAUUUCAUGCAGUGUUAUUUCGUCGACCAUUUUUGCAAUCGACAAUGUUUCGAGAAAUACUAACGAGUUUACGUACCGCCUCAUCCACCACAUCGGUACCGUUUUCCCCUUCGGAUUCUCUGAAUGGAAAAUUUCACGGAAUGACUACUUUGCCAGAGGAAAUGGACUUGACUGCUGCGAUAAAAAUUGCUACUCACUUGUCGUCGGCAAAAUUGCGAGCGUAGACUCUAAGUAAAAAUUCUUCUUUUCCUUGAGGAUGCCAAAUUUGCGGAACGAUGCAGUAAGUACCGGCUUUCAGUUGCACCGAGUAACAGAUCUCGCGCCGUGGAAAUCCCCAGUUUUUAUUCACCGGAGU
Neodiprion fabricii is the source of this 5840-nucleotide messenger RNA. RefSeq lists its product as uncharacterized. The transcript has 11 exons. The record is from RefSeq and is a predicted model, not a curated record. The coding region runs from base 528 to 4451 and encodes 1307 amino acids. Lineage: Eukaryota; Metazoa; Arthropoda; Insecta; Hymenoptera; Diprionidae.